Abrus precatorius (Indian licorice) is the source of this 2278-nucleotide messenger RNA. RefSeq lists its product as uncharacterized. Bases 212 to 1927 code for a protein of 571 amino acids. Gene Ontology annotation, biological process: positive regulation of growth. The transcript has 2 exons. The record is from RefSeq and is a predicted model, not a curated record. Lineage: Eukaryota; Viridiplantae; Streptophyta; Magnoliopsida; Fabales; Fabaceae.
CUCACUCUCAGACACACACUCUCUCUUAUUUAUUCUGUUUCCAUAGCACUCACUCGUCCGUUAUCGUAUGAACCGUGUGAAUCCAGGGAUGUCUUUAUUCUUGUCUUUUCUCUCCACCCUUCUAUUUCUCCUCCUUCAAUUCAAUGCCUCUCCAAGUGAGUUUGCAUUAAGAUAGUUGGUUAGUUGAAUCCGUUGGAUUGGGUAAUUAUCAAUGGGGGGUGACACGAUGAAUGGGUCAUGGUUCAGUGCUCUGUGGCCAGUCUCUCGCAAGAGUGCAUCAGAAAACAAGGCAUUGAUUGGAGUUUUGGCAUUAGAAGUUUCGGGAUUGAUGUUGAAGGUGGUUAGUUUGUGGCAGUCUUUGAGUGAUGGGGAGGUGUUGAGUCUGAGGGAAGGGAUAGUGAACUCAAUUGGGGUCAAAAUGCUGGUGUCUGAUGAUGAUGAUUACUUGAUGGAACUUGCAUUGAAUGAGAUACUUGAUAACUUUCAAUCUCUAGCAGGGUCUGUGGCUAGGUUGGGUAAGAAGUGCAUGGAUCCGGUUUAUCAUCGUUUUGAACAUUUUGUUUGUAACCCGGCUCAAAAUUAUCUUCAGUGGUCUGGGUGGGAGUAUAGGUCGAAAAAGAUGGAGAGGAAGGUGAAGAAAAUGGAGAAAUUUGCCGCUGCUAUGACCCAGUUUUCCCAAGAGCUUGAGGUGCUAGCAGAGGUUGAACAGACUUUCAGAAGGAUGCAGGCGAAUCCUGAAUUGCAUCGGGUGAAAUUGCUUGAAUUUCAGAAAAAGGUCAUGUUGCAGCGCCAGGAAGUGAAAAAUCUGAGAGACAUGUCUCCAUGGAAUAGAAGUUAUGAUUAUGUUGUUCGAUUGUUGGCAAGAUCACUAUUUACAAUACUGGAGAGGAUCAUACUCGUCUUUGGAAAUAACCAUCUACCAAUUCUACAGCAACAAAAUGAUUCUCAACAUAUGAAUGCUAAUAAUCUGCUGCGGAGUCAUUCCUUCUCUGUUCUAAUGCAUUCUUCUGUUCAUCCUUCCGAGAAUGAUCUCUAUGGAUUCAAUUCAGGACCAGUUGGAGGGAGGUCAGCAUCCAAGUCAGGCUCUGUAGUUGACAAGAGCAAGAGAAAGAAGAAACAGCAGCACGCCCUUCAUCAACCGGCUUUAUAUGGAAAGCAUUCGCGUUCAGAAAGCAAGCAGUUAGGACACAUUGUGGCCUUCAAAGGUUGUAUGUCUGCUGCGAACAAUUCUCCUGUCUUACAGAGCUGUAUGCAGACAAAUGGAGGUUCCAUGAGGUUGACAGAUUGUCAUUUGAAAUCUAGUGAUAAAAUGAAAACAGUGGAUAAAUUAUCACUCUCCAACAGAAUUAGAAUAUAUUCUAAAUUAUCCAUCAAUAACCGGUUAAAGUCAGCUUCAUUCACCCUUGGCGAUGCGGCCCUAGCACUUCGUUAUGCAAAUAUGAUUGCAUUGAUAGAGAGAGUGGUAUCAUCACCUCACCCAAUUGAUCUUGAAACAAGAGAUGAUCUGUACAAUAUGCUUCCGACUUCUAUAAGAACUGCUCUGAGGGCUAAGCUUAAGUGCCAUGCAAAAAGUAAAUCUUCCUCUAUCCAUCAUGAUGCAAACCUUGCAGCAGAAUGGAAUAUGGUACUUGUACGGAUAUUGGAAUGGCUGGCUCCGCUUGCACAUAACACAAUAAGGUGGCAUUCCGAGAGAAAUUUUGAGAAGGAGAACACAACUUUGAUCGCAAAUAUUUUACUUGUUCAAACUCUCUACUUUGCAAAUCAAGCAAAAACUGAAGCUGCAAUGAUUGAUCUUCUUGUAGGUCUCAACCAUGUAUGCAGGAUUGAUACAAAAGUGUGCAUAGGAGAUACAGUGGAUUUUGCUAGCACUAGAUCUUUUAACGGUGUUCGUUUGAGAAAGAAUGGAAUGUACAAUGAAUUUUUAUAGUGACAUUGACAACAUCUGAAUGUUAAUGUCAUCAGCAAUGUAUAGCUAUCAUUUUCAAAUGGGAGGCCUUGCCUAAUAGUACUUUUAAUAUUAGUAUGUUGCCGAGGCGAGUUACGAUUGAACCAAUGUAGUUUAAGGUAUUCACAUUAGAUUAUUUGCCCAAAAUACUUUAAAAAAAUGUCUUCACUGGCAAAUUUAUGAUUUUUAAAAAAAUAACCGUCUUUUUAGUCAAAUGUCUUAGUUAAAGAGUGUUCGGAUGAUGCAAUUGUUGUAAAACAAAUAGCAUUUGAAUGCAACGUUAACUUGAUGUUAAUUAUUUUAAUCGAAAUGAAGCUUCUACACUAUCCUUCU